CUGCCUUUCACUCUGCAGAGUGCCGGCGAAAUCCGCAGGACGACUGCCUAUUUUGCAGUGGCAAAGGUUGGAUGUCUAAGUUUCAUCUUUUCGAGUGAUCUUCUUCCUCGGCUUCCCCUCAGUAUCCAUUCUCAGGAUGGAUCAAGAUGGACUGGUGGACCGGGGAAUGGGAACUGCCAGAAGGAGAUAUGAAGAAGAUGAGGAUCACCACUCCAUUUACAUUGGUGUCCCAGUUCCGCGGGGCUAUCGGAGAAAGCGGAGGAGAAGGAGGUCAACAUCAAGUCGUGAUAUCAGUGAAGUGGACCGGGAGAUACACUAUGAGAGAGAAAGGCACAAUCGCUCUGACACGGAUGAAGGUGGUCUGGAGAACCCCCAGGAGCUUUCCACUGCAGAUAUUACUCAUUGUACCAUGUCGCCAGCGGCAGAGAGGCUGCGCUACAUCCUUGGGGAAGAGGAUGACCUGCCAACUCCCACCUUGUUUACUGAGAUGGACACCUUGCAGCAUGAUGGUGAUGAACUGGAGUGGAAAGAAUCUGCCAGGUGGGUGAAGUUUGAAGAGAAAGUGGAAGAAGGAGGAGAGCGCUGGAGUAAACCUCAUGUGUCCACGCUAUCACUACAUAGCCUUUUUGAGCUGCGCACAUGCCUCCAGACUGGCACAGUGCUUCUGGAUCUUGAUGGAUAUUCUCUUCCUCAGAUUAUAGAUGAUAUCAUUGAGAAACAAAUUCAGGAUGGAAUGAUUAAGGAAGAGCUGAGGGAAAAGAUCAGCUUUGUACUUCUGCGGAAACAUCGUCACCAGACCAAGAAACCCAUUCACCGCUCCCUGGCUGAUAUUGGCAAGGCAGUGUCGUCCACCUCCAGUAAGGGCCCUCGAGCUCCUGGUCAUCUUUCUCCAGCACCAAUUGUAGCAGCAGCCUCCUCGGAGGGUUUACUGGGUCGCAGUCCUAGUAGGAGUCCUAGUACUAUGGCUGCCUUUCAUCGUUCCACUGAGGAUCUGCGAAUGAGACAAAAUGCAAGCUAUGGACGCCUGCGUGGCACGCAUAGCCGAAGUAUGAAUGAUAUUUCAGAUGCCCCCAGUACAGACCAGUUGAAGAACAAAUUCAUUAAGAAGAUUCCUCGGGAUGCUGAAGCUUCCAAUGUUCUGAUUGGGGAGGUUGAUUUCCUCGACAAGCCUUUCGUUGCUUUUGUAAGACUGGCACAGUCCACAACCCUUGGGGGACUUACAGAAGUUCCUGUUCCUACCAGAUUCCUCUUUGUUCUGUUGGGACCCCAAGGAAAAGCCAAGUCUUAUAAUGAAAUUGGAAGAGCUAUUGCAACCCUCAUGGUGGACGACCUGUUCAGUGAUGUUGCCUAUAAAGCUCGAGACAGAGACGAUCUAAUUGCUGGGAUUGAUGAGUUCUUAGAUGAGGUCAUUGUGCUUCCCCCAGGAGAGUGGGAUCCCACCAUCCGCAUUGAGCCUCCAAAGAAGGUUCCUUCAGCAGAAAAGAGGAAGUCUGUCUUCUCCCUUAAUGAACCUGGGCAGAUGAAUGGCUCAGCUGGAGGAGGAGGUGUGGGCAGUGAAGAUGAGGAAAUGCCUGCCCCCCAUGAGCUGGGAGAAGAACUCAUCUGGACUGGCAAGUUCUGUGGGGGGCUCUAUCUCGAUAUGAAAAGGAAGCUGCCUUGGAUUCUUAGUGAUUUCUAUGAAGCCUUCCAUAUUCAGUCCAUCUCUGCCAUUCUUUUCAUCUACCUGGGCUGCAUCACUAAUGCCAUCACAUUCGGAGGACUACUGGGAGAUGCCACAGAUAAUUACCAGGGGGUAAUGGAAAGCUUUCUGGGGACGGCAAUGGCAGGAUCCAUUUUUUGCCUUUUUGCUGGCCAGCCCCUCAUCAUUCUGAGCAGCACUGGACCCAUACUCAUCUUUGAGAAGCUUUUGUUUGACUUCAGCAAGGGAAAUGGAAUUGACUACAUGGAGUUUCGACUGUGGAUUGGCCUGCAUUCUUGCUUGCAAUGUCUUAUACUGGUGGCAACAGAUGCCAGCUUCAUCAUCAAAUACAUCACCCGCUUCACAGAGGAAGGCUUCUCCACACUCAUCUCCUUCAUUUUCAUUUAUGAUUCCAUCAAGAAGAUGAUCGGAGCCUUUAUUUAUUACCCCAUCAACUCUGACUUCAAACCCGACUACGUCACAGUGUACAAGUGUGAAUGUCUGGCCCCUGACCCAGUGGAUACUGUGGCAAUCUUCAACGCUUCAGUGCCUCUGGCUCCAAACAGCACUAACAGCUCUAUGUAUGCUCCUGUCAAUGUCACAGCUCUAGAUUGGAGCCAGCUCAGCAAGAAGGAGUGCCUGAAAUAUGGCGGCAGCCUCGUGGGCAAGUCCUGCAAAUACGUUCCUGACUUGGCACUUAUGUCUUUUAUCCUCUUCUUUGGGACAUACACCAUGACCAUCACCCUGAAGAAGUUUAAGUUCAGCCGCUACUUCCCAACCAAGCUCCGCUCCCUGGUCAGUGACUUUGCCAUUAUCCUUUCCAUCCUGUUGUUCUGUGGCCUGGAUGCAAUUGUGGAACUGGAAACUCCCAAACUGCAUGUCCCUACACAGAUCAAGAUGCGCAAGCUAAUCAGUGAUUUCUCAAUCUUCAUGUCCAUAAUGGUGUUUGUCGGUUUGGACAUGCUGGUGGGACUCGGUACUCCAAAAUUGACUGUGCCCACAGAUUUCAAGCCAACUCGUUCUGACCGAGGAUGGUUUGUCCCACUUUUUGGUAAAAAUCCAUGGUGGGUGUACCUGGCCAGUAUCCUUCCAGCUAUGCUUGUGACCAUCCUCAUUUUCAUGGACCAACAGAUCACUGCGGUUAUUGUCAACCGAAAGGAAAACAAACUGAAGAAAGGAGCAGGCUAUCACCUGGAUCUCUUCUGGGUGGGCAUUCUAAUGGCAGUGUGCUCCUUCAUGUGCUUGCCCUGGUAUGUGGCUGCCACGGUCAUUUCUAUUGCACACAUUGACAGCUUAAAGAUGGAGACUGAGUCCAGCGCACCUGGAGAGCAGCCCCAGUUCUUAGGGGUUAGAGAGCAGAGACUGACAGGGAUAAUGGUUUUUAUCCUCACGGGUAUCUCUGUUUUUCUGGCUCCCAUUCUUAAGUUCAUACCAAUGGCGGUGCUCUAUGGAGUUUUUCUCUACAUGGGUGUGGCCUCUCUCAAUGGAAUUCAGUUCUGGGACCGAUGCAAACUCUUUUUCAUGCCUGCAAAACACCAGCCAGACUACAUCUAUCUGCGCCAUGUUCCUCUGCGCCGAGUGCAUCUUUUUACUGUGGUGCAGAUUGUGUGUCUCACUGUACUCUGGGUUCUUAAAUCCACUGUGGCAGCCAUUAUAUUUCCAGUUAUGAUUUUAGCCCUCAUAUUUGUACGAAAGAUGUUAGACUGGGUAUUCUCGCAGCAUAAUCUAGCCUGGCUGGAUGACAUUCUCCCAGAGAAAGAGAAAAAGAAGAAAGAAGAUGACAAAAAGAAGAAAAAGAAAUCUAGAUCAGGUGGCGGGAAAGAGGACAGUGACGAUGAGUUUAAACCCCCAGAUCCCUCACCUGUAAGGAUAUCCAUGGAAGUCAUUUUGUCUGACCCUCUCACCCACCCAAUUCCUGAUAGGCAAGACACAGAUGCAUCCUAACUUCUCCCCAAGCAGUUCAGAUCUGGACCGCAGGGAAUGGUUGGAACUGGAAUUGCCAAUAUCUUGGACCAGAGUUUGACACCCACACCUCUUGACUUAGCUCACUCCAUGGCUGCCUGCUACUACCUACUCAUCUUGUCUAAUAAACCAAGACAAAAAAAAACAAAGAAUUUGACAAAUGAAAUAAUAUUUUUUAAAGACAAUGCACCAAACCCACAGAAGGAGUUCCUUCACUAAUGAAGUUGUUCUGCAUCGUAGCAUAACCCUUCACCUCAAGAUUUCCUGCCCAUCAUCGCCUGCAGUCAACUUCUCCAGGAACUCCACGUGCACCGUGCCACAAGUGAAGAUCGAAAUGGAAUCGGAUUACAAUGACAGCGAUACUGACAGACACCCUCGAGACAUGGGCAGUGAGACCACCUUAUAGCCAGAGAACUUUAGUCAAACUCUACUACACCCACUAACCCUCUAGAAGUAAUGAUUAACCGAUAAAGAAGAAACUGUGUUCUCUUUAAAAGGAAAUUGGAUCAGAAUGGCAGUGGGGCAAGCACCUCUAAAGAGACGGACAAAAUGCUUUUCAUGGAUUUCUUGUGCUGUAUGUCCUGGUAUGAGAGGAAGCAAGACAUGGACUGAACAUGCACCAAACUGGCUUUGAUGACCUCUUUCAUUAUUUAGAUACCCAUUUGUGGGUAAACGUCAGUUUAACCUAAAGAACAGUUCAUUUGUUUCCACUGUUUUUAUACUACAUCACAGUUUUCCUUUAUACAUUUUGCUGAUAUAUUGAUAAAGUGCUUUAGCAUUCAACAAUUUUGCAGUGGGUAUAAUAAGUCAAAUAUUGCCCCCUCGCCACUUUAAGCUUCCUGUUUGGUUCAACCCCUUUCCACUUUUCCUUAUGUCAGAUGGGCACAGAGUGAGGGACACAUAUUAGGACUCGCUGUGAGUCUUACUUAGAUAUGUUAAACAAGGUCCUCUGUGGAGGGAGAGUAGGUUGUCAUAAUGUUUAACAUAAUGAAGAACUGGAGUGACAAAAAAUAAUUUACUUCAUAGUUCUUAAACUGUGGUUUGGUUAUGCACGGCCAGAGUGGCUGCAGUUGUUUGUUUCAACCCAAUUUCUUAUUUAGAAACCAAUUACGGCUCCAACAACAUUGUUCUGCUUCCUUUUAGUGAUUAACAACCCUUAGUUGCUUCUUUUACUAUUUAACAGAUGCAUUCUCUUUUUAGUUGUUUCUAAACCAGCAGUGAAUUAACAAGGAGACACAAAUGACAGGGCAGCCAGCAUCCAGCUUCAUCUCGUUUACACCUGUCUAUGUUCGUCAUGAAGUAUGUGUGAUAAAAGCGUAUUUGAAAAGAAAUGGAAGUGAAAAAGUGAAGGACUAAGAAGUAGUAACCCACUCUUUCCCACAUAUCAUCUAAACUGAUGUCACAUUACGUGACUUCUAGUCGUUGGGUAUGUUAUAUCUGCCAACUGCUAUUGCUGACCUUGUCACUGGACUGUGUUAAUUACACGAGUGAUAGCCUGGCACAUUUAGCAAUUGCGUGACAACUUUCCAGCACAGUCGUGCUUGCCCCUUUUUCUGAUAGCCAAUACCAUGCAUUGUGGUAAGAUUAAUAUUAUGAUUAUGUAAGCCAAAGCAAUGACAGAAAAUCACUGCAAAAGUCAGCAAAUGUGGCAUGGCCCUUAGGCGAUAUUUUCAUAAAAGAUGUAGCAGAGUGGAAGUACUAACAAGCCAUAAAAUGAUAUAGCAAGCUCUAUUAUCAGCAAAGAAUGAAGAGACUGGUUGAAGAACAAAACCUGCAGCCACAGUGGCUCUCCAGGACUGAACUCAAGGACCCCUAUCUUUAAUCCCUAAUUCUACACAAGAAGACAUACAGUACAAACACUAUUCUUCCCAUAGCACUCUAGGCAGACUGACUAUAAGUGUAUUGCAACUGCCUUCUUCCAGAUCCACCAUUCAUUCACCUCCACUAUUAGAUCCCCAACAAGCCCCACUCAGACUAAACAGGCUGUAAUACAUAAACAUGCAUGUUAGCAUUAAGUGUCUUUAUUUUUGUAUUUUUUUCUGUCAAAACUUGAACACGAGUUGUUUUGUAUACUCUUUCACUAUUGAUAAGAAACUGGAAAUGUUAGACAUGUGUAACUGUAAAUUAUAUAUAAAUAUAUAUAUAUUGUUUAUUAGAUUUUACAAGGCUUGAGAUCAAAGUAUAUCACUACUAAAGAUUUGCAGAUGUUCUCCAACUUGAAAUUGUGUGUUAUUUUACCGGGAAUGGGUGCAGGGUGAAAUAUUGUGUGUGGCAGGGGUCCUCACACAUUCAACCCCCCAAGGCAGUGUGGAGGGGCACAGAUGGCAGAUUGGGGUUUAGACCUACUUUUCAUUUCAAAGAACCAAAAGCUACAAUCUUAAUCUCUGGACAACAAAAAUUCUAGUGCAACAAUAACUAGCAGCCAGAAAUCCACCAAAAGUGCAAGUCUUGACCAACAUUUAGAAAGCUGAAAAUUCUGGUAACAGGCUGAAAUGGUGUGCUGGGGUGUUUACAAGUCAAAAGAGGUUAUGUUGUGUAUCAUCUUGUAAGACCACAUGAGCGAUACUAUGAGUUAUACAACAGGAGUUAUCAGGGAAAAAGUGGACAGAAAUUAAGAGACAUGACAGUAGUGAGAAUAGAAUUUAGGAAAAGAAAUAAAGUUGGCGCCUGCUGUUCCUAAAUAAUAUUUCAUAUGAAUUUUGCACGACUGUCAUUCACCCCAAUACAAUGGCCAAGAGCACUUUCUUUAAUUCAAAAGUGAGACCCCGUCUCAGAGGGCUUCUGGGUUGAGGGCUACAACCUGUUUUACCAGAGGAAUCAAUACAACAACAUAUUCACAAACUGUAUACUGCACGUUUUCAGUAUGAAUUGACUUUCAUUAUACAACACAAAAUAUUUUUACGGACAUUUUCAUAUUGCUUGCUGCUGUCCAGUGUUGAUCCACCACCCAUUUACAUUAAAACAAACUUUGUUAGCCCCAAACUGUACGAAUGACAUUAAAUAUGUUUCAAUGUCAUCACUAAAAAGUAGCACAUAAAUAGAAUAUAACUGUUGGGUGGAGUAUUCAUUUAAAGACGGGGGCAGGUGAUUUAUGACGGUCUUGUUAAAAAAGCUGACUCGACUUGUUUUUUGUUGGAAUUCUCUAUAUUUUAGUGCUAGUACACAAAUAAUCUUAAACUACACUACAGAGGAUUAAACAUAGUGAUGUCUAGCAUUAUUUGUUCGAAUAAGUCCUUGCCAGCAUAUCGUUGGCGCCACAUAAAUUCACACAGAUAUGAAUCUAGAAGGGCCCGCUAGAGGUUCUCUCUUAUGUCUUGGGCUCAGUGUAGCCUUUCUAUUCCAACGUCAAUGGAAAGAAAAUUCAGCUCUUUGUCACCAGUCUGAAACAUACAGGACGGUCAGAUCCGAGCGCCGCUGGGCCUCCUCGCCUUCCAAUUCCUUGCUGGCUCCUGAUAAUCGCGGUGUCUGUCUUCGAGGUGGCCACACUCGCCGUCCGAUCGUCCAGCUGGGAUCUGAUCUUGUCAAGUCGGACGUGUGGCUAGCAGAUGUGCCCGCUCGGCUUGCCUCUUUCUCACCGCUCCGGCUUUCUGGUCAACCUUUCUUUUUCUCACUUUUGAAUUACCCGCAUGAUGAGCUGUUGUCAAGGCAACCGCAGUAACAUUGACUGGACUCCGGACGUUGACGUGGAAAGGGUCCUUUAUGUUUUAGCUUCCGCCUCCAUCGACUGUAUUUCUUUCACUACAGACAAUAUAACAUUACGUUCGUAAAGGAAGAGACGAUAAACAGACCAAGACACUAUGUGACAGAGUUACAAAUGCGACAUAGAUCAUAGUAAUAAUAAAAUGAAUUACAUUUCUAUAGCGCAUAUGUGACGUGUGAGUUUCCGUCAUGCAGCCCAAAGACGAGGCUGAGUCUCAGUAAUUUACAAGGUUAUUAAUUCCAACAAAAAACAAGUGGCGUCCGCUUUUUGAACAAAAACUUGGCGUUGGUUGGCGUGUGAAAAUAUGAGCAUGCCAAAAUCAGGAAAAUGCGCACGCCAAAAAAAAUCAGAUUUGUAAAAACAUUUCCACACAACUAAUCUUUUAUAAAUAAAUCACAAUCACCUUGUAAAUGUGCGUUCGUGGACACGCCUCGAUGCUACUGAACCUCACCAUGCUGCAGACGUUCAUUGGCUGGCAGAGUAGCCUUCAUCAUGACGUGUUGAGACCGCGCCACCGGCGUUCACGAGCAUCCGUCUGUCCACCUGCAGUGCACACUUGAGCGCGCAAGAUGACGCACGGGGUUAUCGCGCAAAUCCUUGGCGCUCUCGGGUUUCUGGAAAAGGCGCCAGCGUCUGAGCAGGUAACUGUUAAUACCUGUCACAUGUAACGACACGAUUUCUAUUACAACGAAUAGCAUGGAACAUAUAAAAAACUGAGUUCUGCCAAAGCUAGUCUAACAGAGCCGCAAGCAAUGUACUUUUCUUUAAUGGGUUUACCUUAUGAAGCUGCCCACUAAGACUAUUUUGUCUCUUUGUGGACUCCAUAGAAAAGGGGGCGAGAUCUGUUUGUUCCAGGGGCGCGCCGCGCAUAACCCCAACGGAGUUUGUAUGUGUAGGUUGGUAGCAUGCGCUGAUACAGCGCGCUGCCACACCCACCACAUGACGGACCACCCGGAUUGGGACCCUAGUGCAGCCGUGCAACGGAAGACAUCUCAGCACCAC
Molecule: messenger RNA, 8342 nt
Organism: Polypterus senegalus (gray bichir)
Lineage: Eukaryota; Metazoa; Chordata; Cladistia; Polypteriformes; Polypteridae
Gene: slc4a5a
Product: solute carrier family 4 member 5a
Exons: 29
Coding region: 137-3622 (1161 amino acids)
Biological process (GO): bicarbonate transport; monoatomic anion transport; regulation of intracellular pH
Cellular component (GO): plasma membrane
Molecular function (GO): solute:inorganic anion antiporter activity; sodium:bicarbonate symporter activity; monoatomic anion transmembrane transporter activity
Source: RefSeq, a predicted model, not a curated record